Leptosia nina is the source of this 1299-nucleotide messenger RNA. NCBI's taxonomy places the organism in Eukaryota, Metazoa, Arthropoda, Insecta, Lepidoptera, Pieridae. The record is from the annotation of a GenBank genome assembly.
AUGCAUGUAAGCAUUAUGAAAGCUCGUGAAGUAUUUCAAGUUUAUCAAAGACUUUUGAAUCGUAGACCCUAUUUAGUGCAAGCUAUUCAAACUGGAACUUUAAUGGGGGCUGGAGAUCUUAUAUCACAGACAUUAAUAGAAAAGAAAUCCUUGAAAGAAGCGGACUAUAGUAGAACUUUAAAGUUUUCGUCUAUAGGCUUUUGUUUCGGCGGUCCUGCUUUAAGAGUUUGGUAUGGGUUACUAAACCGUCAUGUGGGGUCUAGUGGAAAAACAGUAGCUCUAAAAAAAGUAUUUAUAGACCAAGCUGUCUUUGCCCCAACAUUUCUCAUAUUCUUACUGAUGUCAGUUGGCACUUUGCAAGGCAAAACAUGGGACUCUAUCAAGGAUGACAUAAGUUCUAAUUAUCUUGAUAUACUUAAAACUAAUUAUUAUAGAACUAUGGACGCCCUAGAAUUAGUUUCAUCUAAUAAGAUUUUUGGAGGUUUCCAAAAUGUGUACUCACACGAAUCUUCUGAACUGAAAUGUAAAAUGAAUUUUUCUGUCUACCUCCCCCCACAAGCAGAGAGAGGAGACAUUAAGCUUCCAGUUGUUUUCUAUUUAUCUGGCUUAACCUGUUCUGAGCAAAAUUUUAUUACUAAAUCUGGCUUUCAAAGAUAUGCUGCUGAGCAUGGCAUUAUUGUUGUGGGCCCUGAUACUUCACCAAGAGGUAUUAAAAUACCUGGAGACGACAAAGGGGACUUUGGUGUUGCAGCUGGAUUUUAUUUGGAUGCAACUAAAGAUCCCUGGUCCAACAAUUACAGAAUGGGUAGUUAUGUUAACAAAGAACUAUAUGACUUGAUCUUAAAUGCAUUUGAGAAUGUAGCUGAUGCUAAUAAGAUUGGAAUUAUGGGCCACAGCAUGGGAGGUCAUGGUGCCUUAAUAUCUACCUUAAGAAACCCAGGACAAUACAAGUCUGUUAGUGCAUUUGCACCCAUAUGCAACCCGAGUGCCUGUCCAUGGGGUGAAAAUGCUUUCUCUGGGUACUUGGGAGAAGAUAAAAGCAAAUGGGCAGAAUGGGAUGCCACAGAGCUUGUUAAAAAGUAUGAUGGUCCUCCAUUAACUCUUCUUCUUGAUCAGGGUGCUGCUGAUAAUUUCUACAUUAAAAAGCAACUUCUACCAGAGAAUCUAGUGGAAGCUUGCCGUUCUGUUGGUGUGCCAGUAAUUUUAAACUUGCGUGAAGGCUAUGAUCAUUCUUAUUACUUCAUUUCAACAUUCAUUGGGGAGCAUCUUGGAUUCCAUGCAAAAAUACUAAAAGCAUAA